Molecule: messenger RNA, 1063 nt
Organism: Phodopus roborovskii (desert hamster)
Lineage: Eukaryota; Metazoa; Chordata; Mammalia; Rodentia; Cricetidae
Gene: C4bpb
Product: complement component 4 binding protein beta
Exons: 6
Coding region: 218-994 (258 amino acids)
Source: RefSeq, a predicted model, not a curated record
AUCAAUCUUUUGUGGUUGCAAAGCCACUGGAUACAUUGUCCUCUUUUUGCUGUCCUUCCCCCGUCUUCAGGGAAGACUUCGCUUUUUCACAUUUGUUCUAGGAGGAAAAUCAAACUUCCCUAGAAGGAAGUUGUUCAGACCUUAAGUGGGUUAGGAGGAUGCUUAGGAUUGAAAUCACGCUUUAAUUUCACCCCAGGGUCAAGUAAGUGUUCACCAAAUGCUUUGUUGGGUUGUGUGCUCUCUGAUGUGGCUGAUUUCUGCCUUUGAUGCAGAGAGCUUCUCAGAGCUUCCUCCAGUGGACAAUAGUGUAUUUGUUGCAAAGAAAGUAGAAGGACAGAUUCAGGGGGUUUACCUUUGUAUCCGAGGCUACCACUUGGUGGGAAAGCAGUCUUUGGUCCUCAGUGGCCUAGAGGAAUGGGUUGACUCCCCGCCUGAGUGCCGCCUGGGCCACUGUCCUGAGCCUGUACUGGAAAAUGGCAACACCAAUUAUUCUGGGCCUGUGAAUACAAAUGACAGAAUCGUGUUUAAGUGCAAUGAUGGUUACAUCCUCAAGGGAAGCAAUUGGAGCCAGUGCCUAGAGGACCACACCUGGGCACCUCCCUUGCCCAUAUGCCACAAUAGAGACUGUGGAUCUCCUGGGAUUCCUAGCAAUGGCUAUUUUGAAGGAGGAUCGUUCACUGCAGGAUCCGUUGUUACUUAUCACUGUCGAGAUGGGUACCGCUUGGUGGGCACGCAGAAGCUGCGAUGCAUUGACGGGGACUGGAGCAGUUCCUAUCCUACCUGUGAGCCUAUUCAGGAAGAUCCCAGCCAGGCUGAACAGACUGCACUUAGGACAGCAAUUCUUGCCUUUCAGGAGAGUAAGGACCUUUGCAGCGCCACAGAGAACUUUGUGAGAAGCCUGAGGGAAAGUGGACUAAAAAUGGGAGAACUGAAAUAUUCCCUGGAGAUAAAGAAAACUAAGCUGAAGGCAGAUAUUUUACUGAAAUAUAGCUAAGCAAGAUGGUGACCGACGCACCCCUGUGAAUAAAGCGCUUCUGAGGGUGCUCUCAGGUUGUUCCUUACU